UGACCUAUGACUUAUGCCAAUACGAUCCUCUCUAUUCAGUGUAAGCGGAAGUGAACAGCGACAACAAACAAUUUCCAAGUUAGCAUCGUCAUUUAGACGUUUAUUAACACCCUGGACCUCAAAAUAUGACCAAUCGAACCGUACAGCAUAGCAUACUUACCUCAGGUAGUAUUUAAUUUGCGUUGGAGACAGGACUUGGGGUUGAUAGAUGUUAUCUAGGUAACGCUGCUAACGUUGGCUAAUUGUAACCGUAACGUUAUGAUUUUUCACACUCAAAUAGCCUCCAUUGUGGAGGUGCUAGCGAAUGCAGCCGUGGCAGAGAUCUGUAAACUAGUAGACGACGACUAUGCAGUGUUUCGUUUGGAAAUAAGUCAAAGCCAGAAAGAAAACGGCGCAUUGAGGAGGAAACUUCAGCUACUGGAACUGAAGGUGUCACGGGAGCGCGCAGAGAGGACAAUGCGAGAGCGCAUCAUCGCCAGUCGUCCCAGAAGUGUCAAGAUCCUCGACCGAUAUAGAGGAAUGGCAAGAGGUGAAGGACAUCUCACUGGACGCUACAGGAGCUUCGGGAAGCCAGCGGGACACAAUACAUGGAGAGAUGACCAACCAAUCACCUUUGAUGAGGGGAGAGGAACCUCAACCCAGCACAUCAUCACGAUAGAGUCAGCAGAUGUUGUGGCGGCAGGUUCUGGAGGAUCGUCUCUGGUCAAGCAGGAGAGGACUGAAGGGGAGGACCCACAACACAGCAGAGACAUCCAGACUGGAGAAGCGGCUGUAGUUGCACCCCUUGUUACCACGGAGGACCAAGUGACCGCGGUGCAGCCCAGGACCCGACGCAUCAUCACGGAGGUCAAUGGAACGCUGAACGCCGUCGUCAAGUCAGAGACCGACACAGAGACUUUAACUGUAACACAAAGGCUCUUACACACAGGAUCUGACCACAGAUCAGACCCAGAGAGACUGGGGCUGAGGCCACUGGGCUGUCCUCCGGCUCCCAGUUCAGAGUAUUCACUUUACGGUAACCCAAAUCCGAGGAUGGUUCAUUCCCAUCGGGACUCAGGUGACGCAUUAGAGACUGGCAGUGAUCCGUCUUGUUCUUACGCUACAGAGAUGGAACCUGGCAACAUGCCCUUGGGUUUAGAGACACAGACUGAUCUGUCUAGAGGGGACUGGAACCGGUACAGUAGUCGUGUACACUCUGAAGGGUGCCUAGAUAAGAAAGGAGAGGGUCUGGUUGUAGAUGAAGUGAUUGUGAAAGUGGAGGGCGAAGUUCCUCCCACAUGGAAUGCAGAUAGUCACCUAGGAGACGGACACUCACAGGGAAGAGAUUUCUUAGAUUACAGGGAAUGCUUAGAAACGAAUCCAAAUGUCACAACCCACUCCCCUUUACUCGCGCUUAGAGAUCGUGACCUCGUGUCCACAUCGAUGGGGCCUUCCGAUUCACACAACUGCCUUUUUGAUCAGGUAUUGAACUCAAAUGACAGGGCUACAGCCCAGGCUCAGGGAGGGGCAGCCACAUCAGGCAAUGUUAAAGAGAAACGGUUCCUCUGCAUGUUCUGUAACAAAGGCUUCAGCUGCCCCCAGAAAGUGAAGAUCCACCAGAGGAUCCACACAGGGGAGAAACGCUUCAGGUGUACCCAGUGUCAUAUGCGCUUCGUCCAGGCUGGUGACCUGAAGAGGCACCAGAGGGUCCACACAGGGGUGAAACCCUUCAGCUGUACCCAGUGUAAUAUGCGCUUCGCCCAGGCUGGCCACCUGAAGAGGCACCAGAGGGUCCACACAGGGGAGAAACCCUAUAGCUGUCCCCACUGUGAGAAGAGAUUCUCCCGACAGGACCAGCUCAAGAUGCACCUGAAGGUCCACACGGGAGAAAAGCUGUUUGCUUGUACGCACUGAGCUACCUCAGGAUACACCAGCAGAAAAAACAUUCCACUUUUGAGCAUAGAAAGUAACCAUUCCACUCGAUAGCUUCUGACGUUUAGAUCAAACCCUGCAUUAAGACUAAGACUAGCAUUGUUGUCUGCAGAAAAGAUCGACAGAUGCGUUUGGAAUAACGUCAGUAAAAGAAUCCGUGUUGAAUAUUCCUGGGUAGAAUAUUGCAUCCAGACAUUGUGUGAAAUAAGGCAUAUUUAAGCCUAAAAAGUCAAAUAAAAUUGUAUUUGUUACAUGCUUCAUAAACAACAGGUGUAGACUAACAAUGAAAUACUUACGGAUCCUUAUCCAACAAUGCAGAGUUAAAAAUGCAUUUUUAUAUAGUAAUUAGAGUAAAUAAUAGACAGAAUAACAAUAACGAGUAAAAAUAACAUGGCUACAGGGAGUAGCAGCACCGAGUCGAUGUGCAGGGGUACGAGGUAAUGGAAGUAGCUAUGUACAUAUAGUUAGGUACUAGGUCUUACAGAUAAUUAUGUGUGGGGCACAGAGAUGGGGUAGUCAUUUAAAAAUCAUGUUAAACACUAUUAUUGCACACAGUGUCCGUAUUAUGUGACUUGUUAAGCACAUUUUUUUGUCCUGAACUUAUCUAGGCUUGCCAUAACAAAAUGGUUGAAUACUUAUUGACAUUUAAACUUUUAAUUUUUCUAUCAUUUGUAAACAUUUCUAAAAACAUAAUACCCAUUGCCAUACCAAGCGGUGAGGCAGCCAGUCAAGAUGCUCUCAAUGGUGCAGCUGUAGAACUUUGAGGAUCUGAGGGGUCCAUGCCAAAUCUUUUCAUCCUCCUGAGGGUGAAGAGGCAUUGUCGUGCCCUCUUCACAACUGUGUUGGUGUGUUUGGACCAUGAUAGAUCCUUAGUGAUUUGGACACAGAGAAACUUGAAGCUCUCGACCUGCUCCACUACAGCCCAGUCAAUGUGAAUCGGGGCUUGCUCGGCAAUCCAUUUCCUGUAGUCCACGAUCAGCUCCUUUGUCUUCCCGACAUUGAGGGAGAAGUUGUUGUCCUGGCACGACACUGCAAGGUCUAUGACCUCCUCCCUAUAGGCUGCCUCCUUGUCAUCGGUGAUCAGGUGUACCACCAUCGUUUCGUCAGCAAACUUAAUGAGGGUGUUGGAGUAGUGCACGGAAGUUGUGGGUGAACAGAGAGUAAAGGAGGGGACUGAGCACGCACCCCUGAGGGGCCCCCGUGUUGAGAUCAGUGUGGCGGAUGUGUUGUUGCCUACCCUCCUGGUUGGGAUCUGCACGUACGGUCACUGUGGGGACGACAUUGUCAAUGCACUUAUUUAUGAAGCUGGUGAUCAAUGUGGUAAACUCUUCAAACAGUCCUGUAGGUUAGCAUUACCUUCAUCGUACCACUUCCAGUACCACUUGCACUUGUACUUCCCGUUUUGAGUUUUUGCUUGUGUGCAGGAAUCAGGAGGAUAGAGAGUAAUGGUCAGAUUUUCCAAAUGGAGGGUGAGGUUUGUGUUUCUGUGUGUGGCGUAAAGCUGAUCUAGAGUUUUUUUUCGCCUCUAGUUGCAUUAGGUAAAACGGAUAUCAGUUUCACUUCAUUAAAAUCACUGGCCACUAGGAGCGCCGCUUCUGGAUGAGCAUUUUCUUGUUUGCUUAUGGCCCUAUACAGUUUGCAUCGGUUUGUGCUGUUAAAUAGACAGCUACGAAAAAUAUAGAUGGAAAUUCUCUUGGUAAAUAGUAUGUUCUAUAGCUUAUCAUGAGGUAUUCUAGCUCAGGCUAGCAGCAUCUUGAGAUUUCCUUAAUAUUAGAGAUUGCGCACCAGCUGUUGUUAACAAAGACACACCUCCCCCCUGAGUUUACCCGAAGCUGCUGCUCUGUCCUGCCGAUGCAUAGAAAAACCAGCCAGAUGUAUACUAUCCAUGUCCUUGUUCAGCCAGGACUCAGAGAAACAUAGGAUAUUACAGUUAUUCAGGUCCCGUUGAUAUGAUAGACUCGAACAGAGCUCAUCCAGUUUGUACUCCAGUGAUUGUAUGUCCGCCAAUAGAACAGAGAGCGGAUGCGGUUUAUUCACUCGGCGACGCACAUCAGGGUGCCCGCAAGUCAGCCUGGCUUACGACGCCGCCUCUUUCUCCUCUAAGUCUCUGGGAUUAUGGCCAGGUCAGGUGUAAGCAAUAUGUCCCGUGCCGCCGACUCAUUGAAGUAGAAAUCUUCAUCAAAAUCAAGGUUAGUGAUCGCUGUUCUGAUGCCCAGAAAAGAUUUUAGAUCAUAGGAAAUAAUGGUGGAAACAUAAUGUACUAAAAAAGGUAAGAUCAGCUAAAAGAAAAACACAAAAUAGCUGAAUUGGUCAGGAGCCUGUAAAACGGCAGCGAUACAAUCCAGUAGGGCUGUAAUGGUAUUGUAUUCGUACACCUCGGUUCGGUCCGCACUGUGAACCCGAACGAAUAUAUAGGCCUAAUGGCUUCACAGUUGAUUAUAACUGCGAUGGACAGAGAUUGUGGAUAAAAAGUUAAUAGUACUGCUCAACUGGAAUAGCCUAUGCAGAGUGGCAGAUGUAGCUUGUUGGCCAAUCACAAGUCAUUAAAGCGACACUACAGUCAUAUAGUCUCCUUCUGUGGCUAAGUAACUCCUUACUUGCCACUGACAGAGGGCGACAUGGGGGUGGCGGAACAUAGCUGGUCGAGGAGGGCUCCCAGCUGACUUUGUUGACACUACUUGUCAAUCCUUCUUUCUGUAAAUAUGUUACCCAUAUUUAUUGAUGGCUGUUACAGAUUUCCCUUCCUGUGAGUUUUCUAACUCCAACCCAUCCCCCAGACUGUGCCAGAGAGACUUGGGGAUCAUAAACUGUCUCCCCCAAACUCCCAGUGACCUCUGCUACCAGGCCACCGAUAGGUUGCUAGGGGGCAGGACACCUGACAGUCCUUCUGCCUGCUCAGGUCAGAGCCUUCUUCGUCUCUCUUCAAGUGGACAAGACUGAUCUAUUGCAGGGACAGAAAAGCACAUCCAUCUCAUAUGUCCUCUGGAAAUAAAAGUUAUUUAGUGUGUGUAACUCUGUGGGGUUGCCUUAUUACUCUGACCGGGAAAAUCUACAGAGCGCAUCACAGGUACUUCCUGUUUGAGCUUCUGUUUGUAAACAGGAAGCAGGAGUGUAGAGUUAUCAUCUGAUUUGCAGAAGGGGAGACGAGGGAGGGCCUUGUACACUUGCUUGUGGGUUGAGUAACAGUGGUCUAGGACUUUAUCACCACGAGUGGCAAAGGACAAGUGUUGAUAGAAGUUGGGUAUGGGGAAUAUCUUGUCUGAAAGCCAUGUUUCAGAAAAAGAGAAUAUUGCAGUUACGAGAGUUUCGUUGGUAGCAAAUUCAUGAUUGGAGGUCAUCCAUCUUAUUAUCAAGUGACUGGCCAAUAGAAUCGAGGGAAGUGGUGGCCGGUUUUCCCUUCGCCUUAGUCUCACCAGGGCGCCCGCUCUCAUCCCUCUAGCCCGAAGAUUGUGUCUUAGGUACACAAAGAGCACUGGGCAGAUGAGUCAAAGUCCGGAUGUGAGGUUAAUAACUGCCAAUCUGAUGUUCAGAAGUUCUUGUCAAUCAUAAGAAAUGAUAGUGAAUACAUUUAGUGCAAAAAUGUAAUGAUUAACGCCAAAAUAAUCACAAAAUAGCUAAAUGAAGUUGGAGCUUGCAAGAUGGCAACCAUACAAUUCAGUACGGCACCAUCUUUCAUAUUUUGGGCCUUCUUUUGACACCGCCUGAUACAGAGGUCCUAGAUGACGGGGAGCUGGUCCCCAGUCUGUUACAUAUUGUGGUUGUACUGUGAAGGCUUUAUGAUGUUCUCAAAUGCCUAUUUCAUUACUCAACUACUUAAUUUUUUCCCAAGACACUUUUAAUGAGAAUUUAUGCAGUUCAUGGAGUUUUGUGUAGUUUUCACAUGUUGUAUUUAACUUGUUUAUGUUAAAUAAACACAAAAUGAAACUUUUCA
Molecule: messenger RNA, 5842 nt
Organism: Oncorhynchus kisutch (coho salmon)
Lineage: Eukaryota; Metazoa; Chordata; Actinopteri; Salmoniformes; Salmonidae
Product: zinc finger protein 329-like
Exons: 3
Coding region: 259-1893 (544 amino acids)
Biological process (GO): regulation of gene expression
Cellular component (GO): nucleus
Source: RefSeq, a predicted model, not a curated record